Molecule: messenger RNA, 2489 nt
Organism: Linum trigynum
Lineage: Eukaryota; Viridiplantae; Streptophyta; Magnoliopsida; Malpighiales; Linaceae
Source: the annotation of a GenBank genome assembly
GCGACCACGGGCGGUGGGGGAUUUAUGGGAGAAGGGUUAAUCGAGAGUUGGAUUGGACCAGAGCGACGCUAAGAUAAAAGUAUGGCGGCGAGAAUGAUCGUCAGAGAGCGGGAAGGGUCGGCGAGACGGCAGCGAUUCCGAGAGGUAUCGUUCCUAAAGUACGUAUUGCUGCUAUGCUCUUAUCUUUUCUGUUUCGUUUCCUUCCGUUCCGUUUUCGUACAGAUUGCGGCCGAGAAGCAAUUGAAGUUGCUAUUCUUGUUCUGUGGACUCGUUAUCAAACUUAGCUAUUCGUUUUUUUUUUUUUUUUUUUGUGGCACUUAGGCAGAUAGGCUCUCUACCGUUUGCAAUCAAAAUCUGUGUGUCGGAAAUUUUGGUUGCAGUGAGAAUGUGAGAUAGAUGUUGAACCAAAUUGCAAUAAGGAUGGUGCCAGUUAACCUCCAUUUGUUUAAGCCUUUAAGCAUACUCUUCACUAGUUGAGCGAGCUAGCUAGCUAGCUAACCCGUAGAAAUGGUGCUGCUUCCAGGAACACUUGAGGUGUUCUCCAUAGAGAUGGUUAGACCAUACAGAUUGGAGACGCAAGUCAUUGACUUCUUUCGACUAGGCUAUCUGAGGUACGCUAGCAAAAUGGAGCCUUGUUUGUUUGAUCAGGCAAAAAAGAAUCAGAUUGGAGUUUGGUGAAUUGGGAAUCAAGGGAUUUUGUUUGCGGCAAGAUGCUCCACUAGAGCAUAAUCUUUCACUAAUCUAGCUAGCUAAGCAAACACCAUUAUCUAGCUUGCUAAGUAAAACGCCAUUGAAAUGGUGCUGCUUCCAGGAAAACCAGAGGUGAUCUCCAGAGAGAUGGUUAGGCCAUCUACUGCAACCCCAGACUGCCACAGAAUUCACAGCCUUUCCUUCUUCGAUCAGUUGGCCCCUCCAAUUUACGGCCCUCUUCUCUACUUCUACCUCAACCAUGAAAGCCAUCGCUAUAGUGUUGCUGAUAUUGCCGAAAAUAAAAUCCGUGCACUCAAAGUCUCCCUCUCGGAAGCACUAUCCACGUACUACCCGCUAGCAGGAAGGAUGGGAGAUGAUCCCUUAACAGUUCACUGUAACGACGAAGGGGUUAUCUUCCUGCAAGCACGGAUGAACACGGAGCUGCCUGCAAUAUUAAACCAUCCAGAUGCAGGCCUUCGAGAUGAGGCUCGGAAGCUCUUGUUCCCGGAUGAUCUUUGCUACAAAAGCACGAGCUUGAGCAGCCCCUUGGUUGUUCAGGUCACUAGCUUUGAGUGUGGAGGUAUGGCACUAGGCAUCUGCGUGUCCCAUAAGGUCCUAGACAUGUCCAGCUUCUGUUCCUUCAUCAACUAUUGGGCCGCCACAGCUUCCACUUUGGGACACAACAUCAAGCUGCAGCCUGAUCAUCGUCUGGAAUUCACUUUGGCUACUCUGUACCCACCUGUUGACCUACCAGUUACAAAGACUGUUGAGCCUCCGAAGGUCAGAAACGUGGUUAACCGGUUUGUCUUUGAUGCUUCCAAGAUCGCGAAGCUCAAAGCCAUUGUGGGGAGCAAAAUCGAGAAUCCCACAAGGGUAGAGUUGGCUUUAGCACUGCUUUGUUCUUGUGCUAUAUCAGCAGCCACGGACAAUUCCUCAUCCAAAGGUGGUGGUGCCUCCCAGCUGAGGUCGGCCCUUUUGAUUCAAGCUGUGAACUUACGCCGUAGAUUAAUGUCUCCACUCCCACCUGCACGUUCCACAGGAAAUCUGUCUUCAGUUUUUGCAAUGUCAAUUGCAGAAGGCAUGGAGAAAGACCUGGUUCUGUUGGUCAGUAUGAUCAGGAGAGUGAAAACUGAGUAUUUCAACUCCUGCGCUGUGGAAUCUGUUGGGAACCAGUUUCGCUCUUUCAUCAUAAAGACAACGGCAGAGUUCAGGAAGUCAAGUACUGAAGAGGCUGCAAAGGUGUACCCGUGCUCCAGCUGGUGCGGAUUCCCCAUAUAUGAAGCAGAUUUCGGUUGGGGAAAACCAGUGUGGGUUACAGCUGCUGAUUUUGUGCUGACAGAUGUAAUCAUCUUGUUGGAUACAAGAGACGGACUUGGGAUCGAAGCAGUUGUGUCUCUGGAAGAACACGAAAUGGCUGCUCUUGAGCGUGACCAAAAGCUCCUAGCCUUUGCUCGGAUCAACCCGGUUGUUGGUCCAGUAAUGAUCCGACCCUAAGACCAGAUAACUUCACAAUCGAGGUGACUAAACCAUGACACUUUGCUUCAGAAGAAGAUUUAGCCACAGCGGCUUGUUCUGGCCUUUCAAGUAACUGGCAAAGAAGGUCCUUGUUUGUUAUGCUUCAUCUUCUCUAAGUCUUUCUGGUGCAAUGUCUGCUUGCACAUUUGCACCUACUAUCCCUUUCUUGUUGCAUCUGUUUUUCCUCUCUUUUCUGCUGCACUCUGAUUUUGUUUCAUGGGCUUUGCCACUUCUGUAAGUAUUUUCCACAUUUCCAUGAAUAAUAAUAAAAAAGUAUGAGCACU